Molecule: messenger RNA, 1568 nt
Organism: Vitis vinifera (wine grape)
Lineage: Eukaryota; Viridiplantae; Streptophyta; Magnoliopsida; Vitales; Vitaceae
Exons: 5
Coding region: 170-1336 (388 amino acids)
Cellular component (GO): mitochondrial outer membrane
Molecular function (GO): ATP hydrolysis activity; ATP binding
Source: RefSeq, a predicted model, not a curated record
UUUCACAUAAUUUCCUUUCUUACUCUCCAAGAACCCAGAGCCUUCCCCUCAAACGACAUCUCCCUUGAACCCUAACUUCCUUUUCCAUUGCCACAUCAAAAAACUGAGAAAAACCACAAGAAAAAUCCCCCAAAAAACCCACAAAGCAAAAGGAGAAAUAAUCAGUGGAAUGGGAGAGACUCGGUUCUUGCAAGAACUGGUUCUCUAUGCAGCCAGUGCUGCUCUGAGCUGUUUGGUGUUGUUUGCGGGGCUUCGACAUCUGGACCCGAACCGAGAAUCCUCCAAAAAAGCCCUUGAACACAGGAAGGAAAUCGCCAAGCGCUUGGGUCGACCCCUCAUUCAAACCAAUUCAUAUGAGGAUGUAAUAGCCUGUGAUGUCAUAAACCCUGACCAUAUUGAUGUGGAAUUUGAUUCCAUUGGAGGAUUGGAAACCAUUAAACAAGCAUUAGUUGAACUGGUAAUUCUUCCGCUACGAAGACCUGAGCUGUUUUCACAUGGGAAGCUUCUGGGUCCCCAGAAAGGAGUCUUGUUAUAUGGACCCCCUGGCACUGGAAAGACCAUGCUGGCCAAAGCUAUUGCAAAGGAGUCUGGAGCCGUUUUUAUUAAUGUGAGGAUAUCAAAUUUAAUGAGCAAAUGGUUUGGUGAUGCGCAAAAACUUGUGGCUGCUGUAUUUAGCUUGGCUUACAAACUCCAACCUGCUAUUAUCUUCAUUGAUGAGGUUGAUACUUUUUUGGGUCAGCGCCGGACAACAGACCAUGAAGCAAUGGCAAACAUGAAAACUGAGUUCAUGGCUUUAUGGGAUGGUUUUACCACUGAUCAGAAUGCUAGGGUGAUGGUCCUUGCUGCUACUAAUCGUCCAUCAGAACUUGAUGAAGCAAUUCUUCGACGUCUUCCUCAGGCCUUUGAGAUUGGGAUACCGGAUCGCAGAGAGAGGGUGGAGAUACUGAAGGUGGUUUUGAAGGGUGAGAAGGUAGCAGAUGACAUCAACUAUGACCGCAUUGCUAGCUUGUGUGAGGGGUACACUGGUUCAGAUAUUCUUGAGCUCUGCAAGAAAGCAGCCUAUUUUCCUAUCAGAGAGCUACUAGAUGACGAGAAGAAUGGGAAGCCAUCUCCUGCACCACGGCCAUUGUCACAGUUGGAUCUGGAGAAAGUUCUUGCCACAUCAAGAAAGACAAAGGUUGCUGCAAGUGAAUACACUGGUUUGAACCCACAAUCAUCGGGGUGGUCAGGGAAUAGGGAGCCAGAUGAUUAUCAGGUUCAAUCUGCAAUUGGUGAGCUCUCUAAGCUUGUGCUCUCUCAAAUUAUGAACCUUCAAUCAGAUGCCCAAGACCCUUAAAAAGGGAGGCCACCCACCCUCCUCCCAGCAGCAAUCUGGUAAUUGGUUUGUAAAAUUAUGGCCAGAUGACUUAUAUUUUUAAUUUUUUUUGCCAUAUUAUCACAGAAUUUGUGAUCUUUCGGGUCACGUUCGUAGGCAUUUGAUGAAUUCUUGGAAGUCCUUUAGAAUCCUUAUUUUGAUGAUGUAUCAAGACAACACUACCCAUAUUUUAUAAAAUUCUUGAUAACCUCUA